Molecule: messenger RNA, 1386 nt
Organism: Trypanosoma brucei brucei TREU927
Lineage: Eukaryota; Euglenozoa; Kinetoplastea; Trypanosomatida; Trypanosomatidae
Product: GPI transamidase component GAA1
Exons: 1
Coding region: 1-1386 (461 amino acids)
Biological process (GO): attachment of GPI anchor to protein
Cellular component (GO): GPI-anchor transamidase complex; membrane
Source: RefSeq, a predicted model, not a curated record
AUGUUGCAGGCGGGAACAAAGAAGUUUCUUAGGGAGUAUGGAAGCACAUGCGCUCCCCUGUUCUUGGCACUUGGCGUAUGCCUUAUAUGCUGCUUACCUGCCGCGUGCCCAAAGGAAAACUUCAUUGAUGAAAAUGCCAUCAGCGUCUCGAGAGUUCCGGUAAUUACUGGGAUGUUGGGUGAGCUCCAUAUGGACACGAGGAUUUCACAAUAUACGCGCGUGGUUCGUGGCCGACGCUCCGUGGGCUCCGAAUCUAUUGCCGUUUACGUUAAUGCUGCCUUUGAAUCCUCCGUUGUGUUGGCUAAUCACCUGAUUUACGUGCUGCGAGAGAAGGAAAACAUGGCAUGCGAUACGAAUUUUUACUUUUUUAAUGACACAAGCAAAGAUUGGCCAAUCCCCGAUUCCUUCGUCCGCGCGGCUAUAGUUAUUAACGUGACGUCGUUUCACACAAAUAACCUUUGUUUUAAUGUGUUUGGUGCCAACGGAAUGCAACCAAAUCAAGAUCUAUUCAACCUCGCAGUAGCGAUAGCGGAGAAGUGGAGGUUUAAUAUUGAUGUUUUAUGCCAAAAUCCGUAUAUUUCAUUUUCCACGAGUCGACCAAUAUACGAACACUACUUCCUUGCUCUGCAGACGGCGUUGGUCGCACCGUUACGCUACCAACCGUGGUAUAAAAUGCGGUCGCGUGGCAUCAGUUUGUUGGCAAUUAGCACCGAAAAGUCCGAACGCAGGACCAAAUCGUCUUACGGUUAUAACAUGGCCGCUGCGCACGAGCAGCUCAUCGCAACUCUUAGUUAUCUGCACGAACGUUUUCAUCACUCAACAUCUGUUUGGAUACCACUAAGUGUUGAUCAGUACGUCGAGUAUGAUGUCAUCCAAUUUGCCACGAUUUUAUUUGUCGCUUCCCUCCUAUCGACGUGUUACUCCAUAUACGAAGUAGAGGGGUUCAGCUUUUCCCCGUGCGCGGCGUUGGUUAGUGCAACCGGCUUGGCUGCCUUGGUUUCAACAUUGAAUUUUGGUACCGCUGGAUUUUUUGUGAGCAGUGGUGUCCUGACGGUUGGGCUUGGUGCAUUUUCAUGGGACAUGUCGUGGGGUGCCAUAAAUGCCGUGGUGUUAUGUCUUCUCAUCAUUCUUCAACCUGUAGCGGGGUUGGUCAUGGGGUUUGGUGCCACUCUGCAGCUUCAGUUUAUCCAUGUAAGGUGCCGCAAGUGGCACGUGUUGCUGAUUGGAGCGAUCCUUUCAUGGAUCGUUUUAGUUGCCUUGACGGAAGUGAUGAAAGCAAAAUUGUUUGACACAGAGACUACAGCUGGCGUAUAUUUCUCGUUUUUUCUAUAUCCCAAUGCCUUAUGGAUUUCCAGCAGGCUGAUUCGGUCGACGUUGGGUGCUUAG